Necator americanus (New World hookworm) is the source of this 402-nucleotide messenger RNA. RefSeq lists its product as uncharacterized. The record is from RefSeq and is a predicted model, not a curated record. The coding region runs from base 1 to 402 and encodes 133 amino acids. The transcript has 3 exons. Lineage: Eukaryota; Metazoa; Nematoda; Chromadorea; Rhabditida; Ancylostomatidae.
AUGUCGGAAUGUUGUGUUGAAUUCAGCUUGGGAGACUCUGCCGGAGGACGCCCUCCACUGUGCGUCGCAGUUCGACGCCCAGAGUCACCUCCAAGCCACUAUGAGGCGGUAAACCGUUGUGGAGGCGCUCUCUACUAUGUGCCUGAUUUAAGCAUCGAUUCGAACUAUCUUUCGACAACAAGUGGAAUGCAGAUCUCGGUGGUACAGCCUCAUCACGCUGGAGAGUACUACUGUGUUGUCCGGAACGAAUACACGAAGCAAACACGAAGAAGUCCACGAUAUGUAAAAUUAAGGGCUCCCAAGAAAGCAACUGUUGUGUCCGUAGAGGAAAAGAAGUGGAGUUGGUUUGUUGGACCGCGAAACUGUAAAACUAAACAAAAAUGGAACAAGUCACUAAUGUAA